GCCCUGAUGACCGGACAGCGGAGCAAGGCGUAGGAAGUGCACGCAAACGCUGCUGCUGGGUUCCAUGGAGGAGUGAUUAUUUCUGCCUGUGGAGCCAGGGACAGUGAUGGCUUCAUGGAGGAGGCCACAGCUGACCUGUCCUGAGAAGACGCAAAGCUUCCAGCUGGCUGCUCAGGGGCAGUUGUGUGCGUCUCCAACCCCCGUGGGGCAGGGUCGGGUGCUGAUGAGCCCCUUCUGGGGGAUGGUGAGGACUGGCAGCCCCUGUCACCCCGCCCACAGAGCUUCAGCCCAUGCCAGCAGGUCUGGUGUAAAUCUCUAGCACAUUGGGCAGCUGGGCACUAAGCCCUGGACAGAACCCCAGCAUCCUGUGACCCCUGGCUGCUGUCAGUGGCAAGUUCUGUGUCUCCUCUGCUCACAUCCUGCACACCCCGAAGGUCCGGCACUAGGUGCCCUUCCAACAGGCACCUGAUACGGCGUCAGCAUUGAAAAUUCAUACAUCAAACCCACGUAACCUGCCAACCACCCUGGCCUGGCUGCCCCAACUGUGGAGUUUCUGCCAUCCCCUGGGACCCAGGGCUGGCUGCCUGGCAUUGAGAGGGAGGAUCUGACUGCACAGCCAAGCCCCACAAGAGGAUCACGUUUGCCACACAGCUGCUCCCAAGUGUGCUUGGCUUCUGAGUGACCUUGGAGCUGAAAGUCUUCAGUGGCGUGGAGUUUGGCACCGCCUGACUGAGUCUACACACAGCUCAGCACACAACACCCACUGGCUGGCAACCCACAGAUCAUAGCCUCCACGUCAGAGCUCUAGACCUACCCCACACCUGCCUGCCUCAGCCCCAGGCAAGAGCCGCCCUCCAGCCUCCCGCUCCAUCCCGCUACCACACCGGAGCUCUGGAUGCCAGCUGUGGCUUUCCCUCGCCGCCCAGCCCUCACACCAGGACACGAUGGCUGAGGCUGCAGGGUCUAGGAAGCCGCUGGUGGAGGUGGCAGGGGUGCCCUUGCAGGCUGCCACCGUGGACAACUGGAGCCAGAUCCAGAACUUUGAGGCUAAGCCGGACGACCUCCUCAUCUGUACUUACCCCAAGUCAGGGACAACAUGGAUUCAAGAAAUCGUGGACAUGAUCGAGCAGGACGGGGACGAGGGGAAGUGCCAGCGGGCCAUCAUUCAGCACCGCCACCCGUUCAUCGAGUGGGCACGGCCGCCGCAGCCCUCGGGUGUGGACAAAGCCAACGCCAUGCCCUCCCCACGGACACUGAGGACGCACCUGUCCACAGCGCUGCUGCCGCCUUCUUUCUGGGAAAAGCACUGCAAGUUCCUUUACGUAGCUCGGAAUGCCAAGGACUGCAUGGUUUCCUAUUACCAUUUCCAGAGGAUGAACAAAGUACUCCCUGACCCCGGCACCUGGGAAGAAUACUUUGAAGCCUUCAUCAAUGGAAAAGUGGCCUGGGGCUCCUGGUUUGACCACGUGAGAGGAUGGUGGGAUGUAAGGGACAGACACCAGGUGCUCUUCCUCUUCUACGAGGACAUAAAGAGGGACCCGAAGCAGGAAAUCUGCAAGGUGAUGCAGUUCAUGGGAAAGAACUUGGAAGAAGCAGUGCUGGAUAAAAUUGUCCGGGAGACGUCCUUCGAGAAAAUGAAAGAGAAUCCUAUGACAAAUCGUUCCACGGUCCCCAAAUCUAUCAUGGACCAGUCCAUUUCCUCCUUCAUGAGAAAAGGAACUGUGGGGGACUGGAAAAACCACUUCACAGUGGCCCAGAAUGAGAGGUUUGAGAAAAUCUACAGGGAAAAGAUGGAAGGCAUCUCCAUCCGCUUCCGCCCAGAGCUCUGAACAGGCCGAGAAGGAGCCCCAGCUCAGGCCUCAGCCUCAGCUGGAAGAAGCUCUGAGAGUGUGUGGCACACACACGUGAGCCCGGUGCCACUGCUCCGAGAUUGCUACCAGUGCAUCACAGCUUCCUUCUGAAGGACCGUGUCAAACGCCGGUUUCUCUACAAUUCUUUCCACAGUAAGAAACAAGACCACCUAAUAAACUCAGUCAAAUAUGA
Messenger RNA from Chinchilla lanigera (long-tailed chinchilla), 2043 nucleotides. Its product is annotated as sulfotransferase 1C2. The record is from RefSeq and is a predicted model, not a curated record. Gene Ontology annotation, cellular component: cytoplasm. Lineage: Eukaryota; Metazoa; Chordata; Mammalia; Rodentia; Chinchillidae. Gene Ontology annotation, biological process: sulfation. Gene Ontology annotation, molecular function: sulfotransferase activity. The transcript is spliced from 8 exons. The coding region runs from base 945 to 1829 and encodes 294 amino acids.